Molecule: messenger RNA, 1688 nt
Organism: Triplophysa rosa
Lineage: Eukaryota; Metazoa; Chordata; Actinopteri; Cypriniformes; Nemacheilidae
Gene: nsg2
Product: neuronal vesicle trafficking associated 2
Exons: 5
Coding region: 229-780 (183 amino acids)
Biological process (GO): clathrin coat assembly; endosomal transport; G protein-coupled dopamine receptor signaling pathway
Cellular component (GO): membrane; endosome
Molecular function (GO): clathrin light chain binding
Source: RefSeq, a predicted model, not a curated record
UAGUGGCUCGAGUGUAAGUUAAGGGUUUGGAUGCUGCGCGGUGCGCGCGGACGGAGGCCGUCAGUAUCUGCAUCUCUCGCAUCAGCGCACACACUCACACAUACAGCCUCUCCAUCGCGUCGCUCCACCUGUCCUCAUCAACAACCCGAAUCAAACCGGUCUCUGAGCCUGAAAAGAGCGUGGAAGUGAAACAUUUAGGCUUGUGAAACGUGAAAUAAUCCUUUAAAGAUGGUCAAACUGGGGACUAAUCUUCAAGACAAAGGAGCAAAAGCAGUGAGUGUUGAGGACGGCUUUCAAAACGUCCCCCUCAUCACACCCUUGGAUGUCACUAAUCUUCAGUACCAAGCCCCAGACAAGGCGGUGGUAAAGACACGGACUGAGUACCAGACGGAGCAGAAGAACAAGGCCAAACUGAAAGUCCCGAAAGUUGAGGAGUUCACCAUCAGCAUCGCUGAUGGGGUUUCCGAAAGGCUGAAGGUCACCAUCCUUAUUAUUCUGGCUUUGGCCUUUUUGGCCUGCAUAGUGUUCCUGGUGGUGUACAAAGCCUUCACCUAUGAUCACACCUGUCCUGAUGGCUUUGUGUAUAAGCACAAGCGCUGUAUUCCUGCUUCACUGGAGGCCUACUACACUGCCCAGGAUGCCAACAACCGCGGUCGCUUUUACACCGUCAUCAGUCACUACAGCAUGGCCAAGCAGACCAGCUCUCGCUCCGUUUCUCCCUGGAUUCCUGCCGGCAGCGCCCAACAUGAUGUCAAGCCUCCCAAAACAGACACCCAAUGAGAUUUGCCGUGCUGAUUUUUAAAGGGAUAUCAUCACGUUCACUUACAUCCCACAAUUCCCUACCUCCCUAAUAUUUCCACUGGCUCAUUUGUUCCUGUUAUGUUCAACGUUUCAUUUUUUGCAGCAUAGUUAAUCUCUCAAUCAUUUUGUAAUUUGUUUAUAUUUGUUUUUAUUGUACAUUAUUUUCUGUUUAAUGUUCUGGUAUUGUUUGUAUAAAGGCAUGACUGCGCUCUUGUCGAGCAGUUUCCCCACACGGUGUCUGUGAGUGUCAAUGACCCCUUAUGAAAGCAGAAUACCCAUAAAUCCCUCUUGUAGUUAGGUGAUGACAACAUCUCAAAAGGCAUGAUAAAACAAAGGGAGUUUUGUGCAUUUUUCCACAAAAACAUCAUGCUCUCGUUAGAAAAUGAAAACAAAAACCUACUUGUUAGAGUCAUUUUCAUGUAAAACUUAUUACGAUAUAUUACUGAAAUAUUGAUGUAGACUAACAGUAGACCAUCAAAAGGACACAUUGUAAAUGUACAGAAUGAUAUGGUUCCUACUUUGAACCUCAAUGUAAAUAACCAAUGAGAGCAAUUACCCAUGUUGUGUAUCUUCGUCAGACACAUUGUAAUAUUAUCAGCGUUUCUCAAUGGAUGAGCAGAGGUGUUUAGAGCUUUGCGACCUGCUUUAGCUGGUGUCUAUGCUUGCAUUUAAACAGGGUCACUGAGAUGAUUUGAUGCAGCGUCUCAAAGCUUGAUUUUCUGCUAUGUUUGGUCCCACUUCAGCUCUUUUUCCAUUUUUAUAUUUGUUGUGAGGAAAAACUGGAUUUUGGAAAUCUUGUGCUGUUGUUAGUUGAGAUGUAGCAAAGCCUUGAGUAUUUUCAAUUGUAUAUCCUUUAGGUUCAAAACAAUAAAGAUAUACAAGGUGUU